Messenger RNA from Candida tropicalis MYA-3404, 2007 nucleotides. RefSeq lists its product as uncharacterized. NCBI's taxonomy places the organism in Eukaryota, Fungi, Ascomycota, Pichiomycetes, Serinales, Debaryomycetaceae. The coding region runs from base 1 to 2007 and encodes 668 amino acids. Gene Ontology annotation, molecular function: protein binding. The transcript has a single exon. The record is from RefSeq and is a predicted model, not a curated record.
AUGGAAUCUGAUCCUAUCAGCAUACUACUCUUGCUAGUAUUUGCAUCGAUAUUUUUAUUUAUUGCCUUAUCUAUCUGUGCUUACAAAUUAUUCUGUCAAAAUUCAGAAAGAAAUGAAUAUUCAAGUUUGGCUUCAGAUUUAUUGGGAUCCCAUCUGAAUGAUGUUCCAAGAGAAUUCUUAAAUGAUGAAGAAAGUUUGUUACAAUUGGCAGAUUCCUUUGAUUUUACAAAUUUAUCACCAGAAGAACAAGGCGCAUAUUUGAAAGGUCAAGAGUUCACCACAAAUAAUCCUCCUGAUUUUAAUAAUGUUCGAGGUAAAACAUUUACUGCUGAUGAUGAAAAAUUAAUUAAAGAAUGUGGAAUUGGUGCUUUUCAAUUUGAACCAGACCAUGAUGUUAUGGACCAACGUUUUAUUGUUGCUGAUAAAUGUGAAUUGAAUUUCCAUAAUAAUGAUAUGCCAUAUUCGACAGCUACUGCCGUUUUAAACUAUCCUCUCCCAGUGAAAAACCGUGUUUACUCAGAUACUGUUUAUUUUGAAACAAAAAUCUUUGAAUUUAAUAAUGAAAAUAACCCAAAUGCCCAUUUCUCCAUAGGUUUGGUUACUAAACCAUACCCGUCAUCUUUUAGACUUCCUGGUUAUAACAAAUUUUCUAUUGGUUAUGAAAGUACUGGUAAUUUGAAAAUCAACAAACCUUUCCCAACACCAUUGCAACAACAUCAAGAUGAACAUAGUGAAUAUAAUGCAUUGGUUUUACCUCCAUUGCAGCAAUCUGAUAUUGUUGGUUUUGGUUAUGUAAUUUCUACUGGUACUAUCUUUAUUACAAGAAAUGGUAGAAAAGUAUUGGAUGUUAUGAAGGGUUGUUUUGUUGAUUUAUUCCCUGCUGUGGGUUGUUUUUCAACAAAUGCUAAAUUUCAAGUUAAUUUGGGACAAUUGGGUUUUGUAUGGAUUGAAGCAAAUGUAAGAAAGUAUGGAUUUGUAUCUACAAGUGAUUAUAAGAAAUUGGCUGGUGAUAGAGGUUUAGCUUCAUUACCUCAAUACGAUAGAGUAGUUGAAGAUGGAGUUGAUAAAGUUUUGGAUAAAGGAGAAGAAUUACCACCUAGAUACCCAGAAGAAGAAUUGGACUUUUUUGGAAGAGCAGCAAAUGAUAAUGUUAGGGUUGGAUCCAGUGCUGUACAUAAUAAAAUGAGUGAAAAGAAUGAACUAGGGGAUGUUGAAAUUGGAAACGAAAUCAAAGAGCCAGCUGAAGGAAGUUCUACACAAGUCACUGAUGAACCAGAAGAAAUUAUGGACCUUAGAGAAAGAAUUUAUGAACAGAACAUCCAAAAUGAAACUUCUACUAUUGAUGAAUCUACUCCAUUGAUAUCACAAUCUAAUGAAGAUGGUAGCACUGAGUAUCAUAGUGUGGCCUCAGUGAAGAAAGCGGAACAAAAAUCUGAAGAUGAGCCUGGAUCAAAAUAUAUUAUAAUUGAAGAAGACGAAGAGCAGGAAGAAGACGUACAACCAGAAGUGCAGCCAACUAUCACUGAAGAAGAACCAAGAGAAGAAGAACCAAGAGAAGAAGAACCAAGAGAAGAAGAACCAAGAGAAGAACCAAGAGAAGAACCAAGAGAAGAAACUCCUUUGAGUGAAGAGCAAGCUGAACCAUCAGAUACUCAAGUUGAUCUUGAUCAGAAUAAGGAUAUAAUAGAAGAACCUCAAGUUGAAGCUGUAAAGAGUACAGUGACAGUAGAGGAUAUGUCAGUGCCUUCUACCAAUACCGAAUCACAGCCAGAACCAGAACAAUCAGGCAAAGUUGAAAAUAGAAAUGGAAAUGAUAGUGAAUCGCGUCCAAGUGAAAGUACUGAGCCAUCAAUGAGUCCAGAACCAGCAACAUCACCAACUGAAGGUAAUGAAGAACAGAAAUCUCCUUCUCCAUCUGUUGGUACUGUCCAGAAAUCGGCUCCUAAGAAAAAGAACAAGAAGAAGUCUGGAAAGAAAGGUGGAAAGAAGAAAGGCAAGAAGAAGUGA